This is a messenger RNA of Polyodon spathula (Mississippi paddlefish), 1572 nucleotides long. It is a transcript of the gene ndufv2, whose product is annotated as NADH:ubiquinone oxidoreductase core subunit V2. Bases 92 to 832 code for a protein of 246 amino acids. NCBI's taxonomy places the organism in Eukaryota, Metazoa, Chordata, Actinopteri, Acipenseriformes, Polyodontidae. Gene Ontology annotation, biological process: mitochondrial electron transport, NADH to ubiquinone. The record is from RefSeq and is a predicted model, not a curated record. Gene Ontology annotation, molecular function: NADH dehydrogenase activity. The transcript is spliced from 8 exons.
GUAAGGAAUCGCUGCCUGCUCUCAUCGAUAGCUGUUGUCAGAUCCAUUGCAGCUUCUCUGAACCAAGACAGAAGAAAGUUACAUUGCAGAUAUGUUUUUGUCGGCUGCUAUUCAGUCUGCCGUUUCUCGUUCGGCGAGGCAGAUUCGGUACCUGCAUCAGACAGCAGUGCGUUCUGGAGGAGGUGGAGCACUGUUUGUGCACAGAGACACUCCAGAGAACAACCCAGACACCCCAUUUGAAUUUACACCUGAAAACCUAACGAGAAUAGAAGCCAUCAUGUCUAAUUAUCCAGAGGGACACAAGGCAGGGGCUACAAUCCCAGUGCUAGACCUGGCCCAGAGGCAAAAUAAUGGAUGGCUGCCAAUCUCUGCAAUGAACAAGGUAGCUGAGGUACUGGAUAUGCCACCCAUGAGGGUAUACGAAGUAGCCACAUUUUACACAAUGUUUAAUCGCCACCCAGUGGGCAAGUACCACAUUCAGGUGUGCACAACCACACCAUGCAUGCUUUGCAACUCUGAUAGCAUCCUGGAAGCCAUCAAGAACAAACUGGGUAUUAAAGUUGGAGAAACAACACCUGACAAACUGUUCACCUUGGUCGAAGUGGAAUGCUUAGGUGCCUGUGUAAAUGCUCCUAUGGUUCAAAUCAAUGACAACUAUUAUGAGGAUCUUAAACCUCAGGACAUUGAACAAAUUCUUGAUGAUCUGAAGGCAGGAAAAGUACCAUUACCUGGUCCAAGGAAUGGCCGUUUCUCCUGUGAACCAGCUGGCGGGCUGACUUCCCUGACAGAACCACCCACUGGGCCUGGCUUUGGCGUGCGACCAGACCUUUAACUGUUUUAAAGAUCUAUUUGAGAUGAAUAAUACACCUUUUAAAUGUGGGCCUGAACAUUAAUGGUGUAUCACAUGUUAAUGAAAGACUACAGUGCAAACAUGCUGUCUGUGUAUAUAUUAAACACUUUCCCCCUAUAAUUAUGUAUUUUCUAAUUAAGCGUUAACGACCAAUGUGGAGGCCCUUAAAGCACACAGUGCUAACAAAAUAAUUCCAGUAAAGUUAUCCCAAUGUAAAACCAGAUCUCACUUUCAAUGUCACCACACUGUGCAUUUUUUUUUAAAUGUUAUACUGUAGUAAUUGAGGAACAAAAAAAAAAAAGUGCAAUGUCCUUGCAGUUAUAGUUCUUGUAAAAAUGGGGGACAGGGGACUAUUUAUACAAAUUAUGCUAAUUAGUACUACUGAAGAUUCAAACUUUUGUUUGUAAUGUGUUCCGAACCUUUAAAGGUCAAAAUAUACCCCUUGUUACAGCCCUUUAACUUUUCUCGACGAAUUGUGUUUCUGCACGUUUCAAUAUGCAUAAUAAUGAGCCGAUCGAUUUGAUAGCUUAGAAAAACAUUCACAAUUGUAAAUAAAAAAAAAAAUUACAGUCUGUAUCUAGGGCAAUGUAAGACUUGCAUAGUGAUGGCAGUAUAUGUUAAGUAAGAUUUAAUGCUGUUAUUUUGUUAGCUCUAUGUUUCUAAUCUUUUGUAUAGGUUGUAUCAUUUUUUUCCCCAAAUACACAUUUAGAAAUCCCAGUUUA